Arachis ipaensis is the source of this 615-nucleotide messenger RNA. RefSeq lists its product as uncharacterized. NCBI's taxonomy places the organism in Eukaryota, Viridiplantae, Streptophyta, Magnoliopsida, Fabales, Fabaceae. The record is from RefSeq and is a predicted model, not a curated record.
AUGUUUCCUUACGGUGAAGAUGGCUACCAAGAAGACAUUCCUUUGCGAGAAUCUUAUAGGGAUGAUGAAAAUAGAAAGAGACAGCGUUUCUUGGUUGAUUGCUUUUCUAUGAUUAAAGCACAAAGGUUGACCUACUAUCGAAACAACCAAACCAAGGUGAGGAGUGAUAUAUACAAAGGGAUUCAAGAUGCAGUUGUUAGGGGUGAGACUCGUGCUUCCAAAGCAGAUGCUAUGACAAUUUGUAAGAAAUAUGGAUAUCUAGACCUCUUCAUUACAAUGACAUGUAACCCGAGUUGUCAAGAGAUUGGCAGGGUUAACAAUCCAAGGAACUUAAAGGUUGAAGACCGGCCAGAUAUAUCGUGUAGAGUGUUCAAAAUUAAGCUUGACAUGAUAAUCUUGGAUCUUAAGCAAGGAAUUUCAUUUGGAGUGCUAGAUGCAGAGUACUGUAACAAGUCAAAUGCUAUCAAAUAUUUGUUCAAGUACGUGAAUAAAGGUCUAGACAGGGUAGCAAUUGGAGUUAUAAAGGAAGCUUUUAGUGGAGAGGAUGCUCAGAUUAUUGAUGAGAUCAAACAAUUUUAUGAUUGCAUAUAUUUGUCUGCAUAUGAGGCUGUGUGA